Marmota monax (woodchuck) is the source of this 1334-nucleotide messenger RNA. RefSeq names its product cytochrome P450 2J5-like. Bases 1 to 855 code for a protein of 284 amino acids. Gene Ontology annotation, biological process: xenobiotic metabolic process; arachidonate metabolic process. Gene Ontology annotation, molecular function: heme binding; oxidoreductase activity, acting on paired donors, with incorporation or reduction of molecular oxygen, reduced flavin or flavoprotein as one donor, and incorporation of one atom of oxygen; iron ion binding. The record is from RefSeq and is a predicted model, not a curated record. The transcript has 5 exons. NCBI's taxonomy places the organism in Eukaryota, Metazoa, Chordata, Mammalia, Rodentia, Sciuridae. Gene Ontology annotation, cellular component: cytoplasm; intracellular membrane-bounded organelle.
AUGUUUCCCUGGGCCCUCCGCCACCUCCCAGGACCUCACCAGGAGAUAUUUAGGUACCAAGAAGCUCUGCAGGGCUUCAUCUGCCAUGAGAUCAUCAGGUGCAAGCUCAGGACACCUGAGGCUCCCAAGAACUUUAUCAGCUGCUACCUGACCCAGAUCACCAAGGCUAUGGAUGACCCUGUCUCCACAUUCAACGAGGAGAACUUGAUCCAGGUGGUGAUCGACCUGUUUCUGGGAGGCAUUGACACUACGGCCACCACCCUGCACUGGGCACUCAUCUACAUGGUCCAGCACAGAGCUGUCCAGGAGAAGGUGCAGCAGGAGCUGGACACAGUGCUGGGCACUGCCCCAGUUGUCUGCUAUGAAGACCGAGAGCGACUACCCUACACCCGUGCCGUCCUCCAUGAGGUGCAGCGCCUCAGCAGUGUUGUGGCAGUGGGCGCUGUGCGCCAGUGCGUGACAUCCACCAGGGUGCAUGGUUACUACGUAUCCAAGGGUACCAUCAUCUUGCCCAACCUGGCCUCCGUACUCUAUGACCCUGAGUACUGGGAGACCCCGCGGCAAUUCAACCCCAGCCACUUCCUGGACAAGGAUGGAAACUUCGUGGUCAAUGAAGCCUUCCUGCCAUUUUCUGCGGGGCAUCGAGUGUGCCCAGGAGACCAGUUAGCCCGAAUGGAACUCUUCCUGAUGUUUGCCACCCUCCUCAGGACCUUUCGGUUCCAACUACCGGAUGGGAGCCAGGGACUCAGGCUGGAAUACAUCUUUGGGGGCACUCUGCAGCCCCAGCCGCAGGAGAUCUGUGCAGUGCCCCGCCUGAGCAGCCCCAGCCCAGGUCCUAAGGAAGAGGGCCUGUAGUCAGCUGGGCGUUUGAAGGCCUGUCCCCCACAAAAAUCUUCCUCAGUUUCUCUUGGCCCUUGCAAAGUUAGAAAAUGGGAAGAAUAGGGGUUCAUCAAGCUCAGCUGCUUGUAGUUCCCCCAACACAAGCUCUACAGGUCACAGUGGAGAGUGGACUUAUCAAGGACUCUACAAAGGUAGCUCAAUUUGGUUAGCUUAGUUCUUGGGUUAAGUUAGUUAUGCUCCAGCAGGGAAGGAUUUUGCAAGGUUAAUUAAGGUUUGACAUUAAGUCAGUUCAAUCAUGAUAUAAAAUGGUUCAUUUGUUUUACAAAGUGGCAGCCAAGUAGUUUCAGAGGGAAAGGCUUUCAGGCAAAACUAUAAAUAUAAUAAUGAAUGCAAAUGUUAUGAAUACCAGAGACUGAUGAGCUGGGGAAAAAAAAAAGGCGGGGGAGAAAAAAAAAAAAAUCCAGCAGCCUAUUUUCUGCCCUCUCCUGCCCUCU